AUGCGCACCAGAAGGACUCGCGGGAGCGAGAUGGAGACACGGGGUCCAUCCUUAGCGCGACAGAGACGGCCGACGCGCAGCGGACCCGGCACCCUGAGCUUCACAGAUCCCUUCGGGCCUCCCCAGUCGUCGGACGGGGGGGGCCCGUCGACGCCGCAGCCCGCGAUGACCACCCAGGAGGCGUUGGAGCACCAGCACCACCACCUCGGCGGCACCCAGACCCCCCACGACAUCUCGAACUCGGCGAACUCGACGCCUACCAACGUGUCGUCCAAGUCCGCCUUCAUCGAGCUGCAGCAGCACGGCUACGGCCCGUUCAAGGGCGGCUACCAGCACCCCCACCACUUCGGCAGCCCCGGGGGGCAGCAGAACCCCCACGAGGCAUCCGGCUUCCCCAGCCCCAGGUCCUUGGGAUACCCCUUCCCUCCAAUGCACCAGAACACGUACGGCUAUCACUUAGGCUCCUACGCUCCACAAUGUGCCAGUCCACCAAAAGACGAGAAAUGUGGGCUAUCGGACGACCCAGGGCUCAGGGUGAACGGGAAAGGGAAGAAGAUGCGGAAGCCGAGGACGAUAUACUCGAGCCUGCAGCUGCAGCAGUUGAACAGGAGGUUCCAGAGGACGCAGUACCUCGCGCUGCCCGAGAGGGCGGAGCUCGCCGCCAGCUUGGGGCUAACUCAGACGCAGAACGAAAUGAUGAUGGAUGGCCGUCACGAGGAGACCGGCGUGGGU
Iphiclides podalirius (scarce swallowtail) is the source of this 732-nucleotide messenger RNA. NCBI's taxonomy places the organism in Eukaryota, Metazoa, Arthropoda, Insecta, Lepidoptera, Papilionidae. The record is from the annotation of a GenBank genome assembly.